AUAAACUCGUCUUGAAAAAGAAGGAGUUCGAGGAGGAGAGGGCACGAGAAGAGGCUGAGGAAGCCGCUGAAAAGAAAACAGAAAUGGAAGAACGGUGGCAAGAAACUCUUAAACCCAUUAUGAAUAUAUGAAAACCUAUCAGCCCCCUGGCGACCCGCUUAAAUUGGAUCAUCUGACCGGGUCGUAUCUAAUCUACUGCGAGAAAGCCGAGAAUUACCUUCAAUUGCCUGAUAAAAUGACGCUGGAUAUUCUUCCGGCAACCAACGCAAACGGAACAACAGCUCAAUUCAGAAUGGCACUCGUCGAGGGAACAAUGCUGCUAGCUUUAUCUAACUAUGCGCUUGAAAAGCUUCGUCAUGAUAUGGCAGUUGAUCCUGAGGAAUCGGAUUCUUAUGAUGAAUGGGACAGUGACGGCUACAAUGGCAAACGCAAAGCGAAAGGGCCUGCGGGAGGACCGCCGAUCAAACGCCGUUUGGGGGUAGCGCCCAAGCCGAACAGGGUACAUUUGCACUGGGCUGGGAGAGCGCCCGAAGCUGAUAUUGAGAUAGGCCAAGAGGAAAAGCAUACGGGCUUUCUUGACUUUGAUGCAUCGAAGGCGACUGUCCAUGGCGAAUGGGUUCACCCCAACUUUUUCGGGGAUGAAAGUAUCCCAUUCACGAUUUACAAAUGUGCAGAUGAACCAGCCAAGAGGCCUGAGAAGCGGUCAUUCUAUAGUGAAAAGCAGUAUGAUUACGAGUCAGACACAAGAUGGGGUCGAUAUCGUUAGUGAAUCGACCAACACACCAAUGGAAUUGCAUGAUACUCGAUCCGAUUUUUAAUUGUAAAUAUGGACCCAUGAAUCGAUAUCACUGUCUCCAACUGUAUCAUCCAAUAUAUUCGACACAGGCAUGACAUUAUUGCAGGGUCGCUUAACAUGGACACGACCUUCCGCCGGUUUAGGGAAUUACGGAGAUAC
This is a messenger RNA of Aspergillus wentii DTO 134E9, 955 nucleotides long. RefSeq lists its product as uncharacterized. The record is from RefSeq and is a predicted model, not a curated record. Bases 128 to 766 code for a protein of 212 amino acids. NCBI's taxonomy places the organism in Eukaryota, Fungi, Ascomycota, Eurotiomycetes, Eurotiales, Aspergillaceae. The transcript is spliced from 2 exons.